GAGUCCAGUAGUCGUUGUUAAGGCAAAGCGGCAGCUCGUUUCGUUUGGUCGUUAGGUUUUUGUUUCGUUUUUCGUUAUUUCGCAUUUCGCAUUUGUUUACAUCAGAACAACGACACAAUCGACGGCUUUCAACGCAAUUAAAUAGUUGCCCCGCCACUGUUGAGACGUUAAACGAGUUUAGUUAGAACAUCAACACAACACAGCUGUCGAAAUGGACGCGCUUAGCGACUUAUUGGCACCCUACACUGAGCUUAUUGGCCAAAUCGCCGGCACAAUAACAACUCUACAAUUUCUGUCCGGUUUUUUUCUAUUGAAUGACAUACGAAAAAAAGGCUGCAGCGAUGUUUAUCCGGUUGGACCAUUUUUGGGCGGUGUUGUGCUCACCGUGAUGAGCGUAAAAUUGGGUCAAAUCAUGGGUGAUCAGCCAAUGAUUAAGGUUAACAUUAUUGGCUUUGCCAUCAAUACAGUUUUCAUGGUUGGCUUCUAUUACUACGCCUCGAAUGAGAAGAAAACUCAAAUGUGGGCUAACAUUGGAUAUGUUUCUCUAUUCCUAAUGGCCGUGAUAACCUAUGCCAACUUUGAGGAUCCUGAAAAGAUCGAAUUCCGUUUGGGCAUGCUUAUAACAUCCAUACUUAUCUGGUUGGUCGGUUCUCCAUUGCUGAACCUACCCAACAUUAUCAAGAAGAAAAGCACUGAGGGAAUGCCUUUCCCCAUCAUAUUUGCAGGACAACUUGUUGCCACAGCCUGGACUCUCUAUGCCCUUGCCAUACGUAACCAUGUCAUGGUGUUCCAGAAUUUGUUCCUGUGGAUUUUGGGUGCCAUUCAGCUGUUCAUGUUUGUCCUGUAUCCCAGUAAGCCUGCCAAGAAGCCCGCUGGCAAAAAGUCCAGCAAGAAGGAGAAUUAAAUGGUUGAGAUCAAAUACUUUAUAUGGUUCCAUGCAAUAACUUUUCCAAAAAGAAAUUAACUAAAAUUCAAAGCUUAAGAAAAUUUCUUUCAAUUUUUCGAAAGAACUUUCAAUAGUUAGAUCAAUUUAGAUACAACAAUGUUUAUCAAAUUGUAAUUGCAUUUUUUGUCUAUUCAUAGAAGCCGUAUUUUCUUAGAACAAAUCUCGCUUAAAGACAAAUCUUUACCAAGCUAAAGAGCAUUA
Molecule: messenger RNA, 1147 nt
Organism: Drosophila innubila
Lineage: Eukaryota; Metazoa; Arthropoda; Insecta; Diptera; Drosophilidae
Product: sugar transporter SWEET1
Exons: 3
Coding region: 212-904 (230 amino acids)
Biological process (GO): carbohydrate transport
Cellular component (GO): membrane
Molecular function (GO): sugar transmembrane transporter activity
Source: RefSeq, a predicted model, not a curated record